CGCUCGCUUUUAUCUUGGGAACCACGUUGGUUCUUGCGCUGACAGCGGGGCUCAGCCAGUCAGUCGGCUGGCAUUGAGUAGCAGUCCCUGAAUCUGCGGCUUUCAUGACGUCUCCCUGCGUGGUCCAUCACUUUUCCCCCAGCCGGAGAUUCUUUUUUUUUCCACCACUCUUGUCUUUUCCCUCUCCCCUCCACCCGGUCUCCCUCCCCCGCCCCUGCCCUAGCGCACACGGCCCCCUGCCCCUCCUCUGGCCCUGGCGCGCAGCCCUCCUCCCAGCGCCCGGCCGGAGGGAGCCGGUGGAGACGACCGCACCUGCCGGAGAGGGCGGGCAGGCGGGCGGCGGGGUGAGACCCGCGGGCACCGGGAAGCCAGCCCCAGAGCCGGAUGCCUCGCGAGGAGGAUGGAGUCUCUUGACAGCCUCAGGGGGCUGCUGUGACAUUUGACCAUCUGAUAUCAGUUUUUUUUUCUUUUUCUGUUUUUUUUUUUUUUUUUGUAAUUUCCUCCUCUUGCCAUCCAACGUGUAGUCAAUUAUUGCAUCUUACUCCGUUCCAAGAGAGGAGACCAUGAUUGAGUGAAGCCACCGUCCGCAGCAAGGCAAAGCACCAGGAAGAAACUACAGCCAUGGCCAAGUUGACCGAAUCCAUGACUAACGUCCUGGAGGGCGACUCCAUGGACCAGGACGUGGAGAGCCCCGUGGCCAUUCACCAGCCAAAGCUGCCUAAGCAGGCCAGGGACGACCUGCCGCGGCACGUCAGCCGGGACCGGACCAAGAGGAAAAUCCAGAGGUACGUGCGGAAGGACGGCAAGUGCAACGUGCACCACGGCAACGUGCGCGAGACCUACCGCUACCUGACCGACAUCUUCACCACCCUGGUGGACCUCAAGUGGAGGUUCAACCUGCUGAUCUUCGUCAUGGUGUACACGGUGACGUGGCUCUUCUUCGGGAUGAUCUGGUGGCUCAUCGCGUACAUCCGGGGGGACAUGGACCACAUCGAGGACCCCUCGUGGACUCCCUGCGUCACCAACCUCAACGGCUUCGUCUCUGCUUUUUUGUUCUCCAUAGAGACGGAGACCACCAUCGGCUACGGCUACCGGGUCAUCACGGACAAGUGCCCCGAGGGCAUCAUUCUCCUCCUCAUCCAGUCCGUGCUGGGCUCCAUUGUGAACGCGUUCAUGGUGGGAUGCAUGUUCGUGAAAAUAUCGCAGCCCAAGAAGAGGGCGGAGACCCUGGUGUUCUCCACCCACGCGGUCAUCUCCAUGCGGGACGGCAAGCUGUGCCUGAUGUUCCGAGUCGGGGACCUUCGGAACUCCCACAUCGUGGAGGCCUCCAUCAGGGCCAAGCUGAUCAAAUCCAAACAGACCUCGGAGGGGGAGUUCAUCCCUUUGAACCAGACGGACAUCAACGUCGGGUACUACACCGGGGAUGACCGCCUGUUCCUGGUGUCCCCGCUCAUCAUCAGUCACGAGAUCAACCAGCAGAGCCCCUUCUGGGAGAUCUCCAAAGCCCAGCUGCCCAAAGAGGAACUGGAGAUUGUGGUCAUCCUGGAAGGGAUGGUGGAGGCGACAGGGAUGACGUGCCAAGCCCGGAGCUCCUACAUCACCAGCGAGAUCCUGUGGGGCUACCGGUUCACGCCGGUGCUGACGCUGGAGGACGGCUUCUACGAGGUCGACUACAACAGCUUCCACGAGACCUACGAGACCAGCACGCCCUCCCUCAGCGCCAAAGAGCUGGCCGAGCUGGCCAGCAGGGCGGAGCUGCCCCUCAGUUGGUCUGUGUCCAGCAAACUCAACCAGCACGCAGAACUGGAGACCGAGGAGGAAGAGAAGAACCUGGAGGAGCAAACGGAAAGGAACGGCGACGUGGCCAACCUGGAGAGCGAGUCCAAAGUGUAGCCCCCCUGGCAGGGCCACGCCCUCUCCUGUCCCCCACAGCCUGUCCUCGUCUCUCAUCCUCUCGCCUUUCUGUCUCCCCCACUUCAUUCUUCAUUCACAUUUAAUUUUGGCAUUCUCAGAAAAAAGAUCUUCAAGGUGUAAAAUAUCUACCUGCCCUGUCUCGGUUACUCAGAUGGACGAGGCCGACACGGGGGCGUUGGAGGUGCCGGGUGCCUGUCUCUGCCCCAAACGCCACAUGCCCGCCUCCUAGAGCUUGACGCCACCCCCCUGCCCGUGUCGCGCCACCACAGCUCACUCAGAGGAGCGGGUCACAGACCUGACCUGGGACAUGCAUCAGGUCUCCGGUCCUCCCCAUCCGUGCAGCGGGGCACAGAGCCCAGACCCUGGCACGCCCCAUCUCCGGGGCUGGGCGCUGCCCCAGGCGGCCGUGGUGGGGUAGGACCCAGGCGAGGCCCAGACAACACACUGUACAUAUACCUGCCUUCUGUGACUUAUUUUCUGUUGCAGUUAGUACCAACACCCAGCAUGUACAAAAGUACUGUAGAAAACAACUUCUAAAUACUGUACAUAGAUAUAUAAUUAACGUAGGUUUAGAUAUAUCACUUUAGGAAUAAGAUGUAAAAAAACAAAAGAAAAAGAAAA
Messenger RNA from Phyllostomus discolor (pale spear-nosed bat), 2535 nucleotides. It is a transcript of the gene KCNJ6, whose product is annotated as potassium inwardly rectifying channel subfamily J member 6. The record is from RefSeq and is a predicted model, not a curated record. The transcript is spliced from 4 exons. Lineage: Eukaryota; Metazoa; Chordata; Mammalia; Chiroptera; Phyllostomidae. Gene Ontology annotation, molecular function: G-protein activated inward rectifier potassium channel activity. Gene Ontology annotation, cellular component: plasma membrane. Gene Ontology annotation, biological process: regulation of monoatomic ion transmembrane transport; potassium ion import across plasma membrane. The coding region runs from base 622 to 1893 and encodes 423 amino acids.